Diplodia corticola is the source of this 705-nucleotide messenger RNA. RefSeq lists its product as uncharacterized. Bases 1 to 705 code for a protein of 234 amino acids. Lineage: Eukaryota; Fungi; Ascomycota; Dothideomycetes; Botryosphaeriales; Botryosphaeriaceae. The transcript is spliced from 5 exons. The record is from RefSeq and is a predicted model, not a curated record.
AUGCAGCCUGACUUCGAGUGCGACGUGGCUCUCCUCCAGCUCUCCAGUGCAGUCAAUCGCAAACACCAGGCCAUGCAGUUCUUCUUUGCCAUCAGCGCGCUCCUCAGCGCCGCGCCUCUGCUUACCCAGGCCCUCCCGGCCCCGGCUCCCGUGCCCACGCCGCCUGGUAUUCCGGCCCUCUCGACCGCUCGUACCCAGCUCAGCGGCCUGACCGUUGCUGCGAAGGGUUCUUCCUCCGGCUACAGCCGCGAUGAAUUCAACCACUGGAUCACCAUCUCGGGCACCUGCAACACGCGCGAGACCGUGCUGAAGCGUGACGGAACCAGCGUCGUCACCAGCACCGCUUGCGCCGCUACCAGCGGUACCUGGUACAGUCCGUAUGACGGCGCGACGUGGACUGCCGCUUCUGAUGUCGACAUUGACCACAUGGUGCCGCUGUCGGAAGCCUGGAAGACCGGUGCCUCUUCUUGGACUGCUGCCCAACGCGAGGACUUCGCCAACGACCUCGACAACCCCCAGCUGUGGGCCGUUACUGACAACGUGAACCAAUCCAAGAGCGACCAGUCUCCUGACGCAUGGAAGCCUCCGUUGGCUUCAUUCUACUGCACCUAUGCCAGGGCCUGGAUCAAGGUGAAGUCCGUGUACGACUUGACCAUUACCUCGGCGGAGAAGAGCGCGCUUGAGGAUAUGCUGGACACGUGCUGA